GUACAACGUCGCACGUUUACAUUCUCCCCACGUUGGUCAAUCUGGCAUUCAGGCAGAGUUUACGCAGAAUGACUCAAUUCGACAUCAAGAGUAAGUGAGCGUUGUGUGGUUCAGGCUUGUUUUAAUCGGAUGCUAAAUGCAGGCUAGUCGUCUCGGAUACCGUGUGCCCGUGGUGCUAUGUCGGGAAGAAGCGACUAGAGAAGGCCAUCGAGUUGUAUAAACAAAAGCAUCCCGAGUCCAAUGAUAGCUUCUCUACGACGUGGUUUCCCUUUUACCUCAAUCCCGACGCACCCAGGAGCAUCGACAAGGUCAAAUACUAUCAGUCCAAAUUUGGCGAGGCCCGCGCCCGCAUGAUCUGGGAACGGUUGAUUGAGCUCGGGAAGCACGAAGACAUCCACUUCGUCUUUGGCGGCAAGACUGGAAACACGCGCGACUCGCAUAGACUGGUCCAGCUGGGUAAGACAAAAUCACCUGCGGUCCAGACUCGGGUCAUUGAAGAACUCUUUGCGGCCUACUUUGAGAACCAGGAGGACAUCACCUCGCAGGAUGUGCUGAUCCAGAUCGGCGUCCGGGCUGGGCUCGACGAGACCGAAGUGAAGCAAUGGAUGGACAGUGGCAGAGGGGGACCGGAAGUCGACAAGGAGGUUCAGGAUGCGUACGAGCAAGGAAUCUCCGGCGUCCCCAACUUCACAAUCAAUGACCGCUUUGAAAUUGGCGGCGCCCAAGAGCCAGCGGCCUUUGUGCAGCUCUUCGAGAGGCUGAAGAAGCAGGAAGGCGGACCUGCGCCCGCGUCAGGUGCCGCACCGAAAUGUUGAUCCAUCCACCAUACUGUGUAGCCGUCUGAAGGUGAUGUUGAAUGAAGUUGUUGGCCAGCAUGCGGCUCGCGAGAAAGUCGAUCAAAUCAUAACUUGGCACAGUUUCUACCCAAGCUUCAUGGCACGAG
Molecule: messenger RNA, 943 nt
Organism: Westerdykella ornata
Lineage: Eukaryota; Fungi; Ascomycota; Dothideomycetes; Pleosporales; Sporormiaceae
Product: thioredoxin-like protein
Exons: 2
Coding region: 351-815 (154 amino acids)
Molecular function (GO): oxidoreductase activity
Source: RefSeq, a predicted model, not a curated record